Notothenia coriiceps (black rockcod) is the source of this 2060-nucleotide messenger RNA. Its product is annotated as protein LAP2-like. Bases 15 to 1910 code for a protein of 631 amino acids. The transcript has 4 exons. The record is from RefSeq and is a predicted model, not a curated record. NCBI's taxonomy places the organism in Eukaryota, Metazoa, Chordata, Actinopteri, Perciformes, Nototheniidae.
AUGUUGAUGAGAACAUGAACCAGCCUAAAGACACCACCCCUCUCCUCCAUAAUGGAAACGGCUCUGAAACAUCCCUUCAAGCCCUUCUGAAAGCCCAACAGACCCCACCAGAGAAAAUGGGGGACUAUGACCUGUCCAUGGAAGCCAGGCUGGCCUUCAUCGAGAAGGGAAUUAACAACGGCAUGGGAGAAACGUACACCAAGUGGGACCAGAUCAAUAUGAACGUGUCCAAAUUACCAACGGACAACAUGGUGCGGCUGGACGAUCUGGAUCAAACCAAGAAUGGUUCAGUCAACCCAGAGGACAGCAAGCAGGGCUUCAGCAAUGACAACAUGGAGCAUUUCCUGAAUGGAAACCAGCAGGUCAGUGACUGCAUCAUCAGUCUGGGGAACAAAAGCCAAGCGAUGAGAGUGGAGACGUCUGCGGUGCAUUCGGCCUCGACAGGAACGACCGCCAGCAGCGACAUGUCUCUCUCUCGCAGCACCGAGGAACUGUCUCCAGAGAAGAGGUGCAACCCCCCGCAGGUGAUGAAGUGUCAAAGUGUAAGCAACAUGGAAUCAGGAGGACUGAAGCUAUUCUCCUUUGAUGGGGGCGAUGAGUGCUAUGACACAGCAGGCAUGACCAGGAUGGCAGGGGCCGGCCCAGGGCCGGGGGCUCCUCAGGGCCAGAGCAUCGUCAGGAGCAAGUCGGCCAGUCAGUUACUCAACGACCAGACUCUGCAGAUCUACGCCGGCUCUUCCGCCUCCUCCUCAGACCUGCUGUCCUCCUCCAAGCCCCCUGCCAGCACCAGCAGAUACCCCGUGUCUUCCAGCAUGGCCACGGGUCCCCCCCCCCCUCAGUACAACAUCCAGUACUCAAGCAGUGCCCUGCCUAAAGAGGGUCUGUGGGCCCCGAGGACGCCCAUGCCUCCUGAGCAGCAUGGCUACCUCCCUCCUCCUCCACACUCACUAGCCAACACCAACUACUCAAACCGUAACCAAGCCCCUCCCUACCCUCAUCAGCACCAGCAGAGGGGGCCUCCCAAACCCUCCGGGGACAUGUGGGCUUAUUCUACUGGAGGCCAGGGCAGAAGCAGCACUCUGCAGAGGCAGAGCAGCACCGCCUCCACCGCCUCCAUGGGCGACCCCAGACGCAUACAGGUGCCUGACGGGGAAUACAUGACAUACCGGGACAUCCACACCCUCGCCAGGGGGCCACUGGCGAUGAGCCAAGCCAUGCAGAGGCCCCUCUCAGCGCGCACUUACAGUAUCGACUCUCCGGGAUCUUCCAGGCCUCCCUGCGCCCGGCCGCAGCCUCACGAGCUUCCAGAGAGGACCAUGUCCGUCAGCGACUUCAACUACCAGCAGAGCAGCCCCAGCAAGAGGCCCGCCACCAGGGUGAAGUCUGAGCACUCGCUGCUGGAGGGGCCAGCACAGGUGCCGGGGGGAGUCGGGGCGGGAAGGGUGCCAAAUGACUGGAGAGACCAGGUGAUGCGGCACAUCGAGUACAAGAAAAUGGAAAAGAACGCGCUGUCUCGCUCCUAUAAUUCCAAUAACGCUCCGCUGAGCUGGUCUCACUACGGCAGCUCUAGGGAUAUGCAUGCCAGCCAGGGGUCUCUGGUGUUUAGUGCCAGGGACGGAGGGCCCUACGGAGCGCUGGGCCUCUGUGACGAUGUGUUUCCCCAAGGACAGCAGAGCUACACCAUGGACCCUCACAGAAAAGUGCCUUUGAUGAACGGUCAGAUGGGCCCCUCUGUCCGUCCUCAGGCGAGCCAGGGGUCCAUGGCCCGCCACCCCUCCAGAGAGCAGCUCAUUGAUUACCUAAUGCUCAAAGUCUCCCAUCCUCCCCAGGGGCCGCCGCGUAUCCCGCCUGAUGCUCUGCAGCAAGAGGUGAGGCAUGGGGUAGAACUACUUGAAACACUGAACUGUUAAAAGCCUUUUAUAUUUUCAUGAUACUCUUUAUUAGAUGUCUUUAUUGGCUGAGCUGAAGCUUGGUUAAAAGAAGAGUUCCACAGUUUGAGGCUGUCUGAUGUUUGAUUACUUUCUUGCAGAGCAUUGGAAGAGAAUAUUAAUACUCUAGUG